Ipomoea triloba (trilobed morning glory) is the source of this 2240-nucleotide messenger RNA. Its product is annotated as nucleobase-ascorbate transporter 3-like. Gene Ontology annotation, biological process: transmembrane transport. Bases 445 to 2112 code for a protein of 555 amino acids. The record is from RefSeq and is a predicted model, not a curated record. Gene Ontology annotation, cellular component: plasma membrane; plasmodesma. Lineage: Eukaryota; Viridiplantae; Streptophyta; Magnoliopsida; Solanales; Convolvulaceae. Gene Ontology annotation, molecular function: transmembrane transporter activity. The transcript is spliced from 14 exons.
GUCCCUUCACCCCCACAUCUCCUCCCUGCUACUGCUUUUAAUCUCCACUCCGCGUCCACACCUCCUCUCUUUCUUUCUUUCUUUAUCUCUCCUUCUUUGGGAAGAAAUAAUACUAUUUUAAUCCACCCUCACUGCGUUUUGGAUCUCAUCUUCUUCACCUCUUUGCGUGUAGCAUUAAUUUUUUCUGUUUCUGGAAAACCACAGAGAGAGAGAGAGAGAGAGAUAGAGAGAGAGUUAAAGCAUCUAACUUUCCAGCGCGGCAGCGAAAGAGAUUUCUGGGUUUUUUUUUUGGACAAGUUCCCUUAUUUGGCUUCUGGGUUUAGUUUUAGUUGUCGGUGGUGUGAUUCUUGGAAACAAAGCUAAAGAAGAGUUUUUGGGUCAUAAAAAGGGGGAAUCUUUCUGCUUAAAGUUUGAAUCUUUUUGGUGUAGAAGCGAGAUAAGAUAAUGGGGGAGACAGGUCAUCAUCACCACCACCAUCCGCCGCCACCACAGGGGAUUCCGCCGCCGCCGCCGCCAGUAAUGCCGCUUGGCGCCGCCAGAGGCCCCGUUUACCCUCCGGCGGAGCAGCUGCUUCACCUUCACUACUGCAUACACUCCAACCCUUCAUGGGUUCAAACGGUUCUGCUGGCUUUCCAACAUUAUGUGGUUAUGCUUGGAACUACAGUGAUGAUUGUGAAUACACUCGUGCCUCAGAUGGGAGGGGGUGCGGGUGAUAGGGCCCGCGUGAUUCAAGGUUUGCUUUUCACAUCCGGAGUGAAUACCCUCCUGCAAACACUUCUUGGGACACGGCUUCCCACAGUCAUGGGUCCUUCUUUUGCAUAUCUUAUAUCGGCAUUGUUAGUUAUAAAUGAUCUCUCUAGUGAUACCUUUCCCUCCGAGCAUGAGAGAUUUCUCCACACAAUGAGAGCGAUUCAAGGUUCACUAAUUGUCUCUUCCUUUAUCAAUAUUAUUCUCGGCUAUGGCAAGGUGUGGGGAAAUCUUACGAGAUUCUUCAGCCCCAUUGUUAUAGCUCCAUUGGUAAUUGUUUUGGGUCUCGGUUUGUUUUCGAGGGGCUUCCCACAGUUGGCCGAUUGUGUAGAGAUUGGGCUUCCGAUGUUAAUUUUACUAGUUGUAUGCCAACAGUAUCUGCAACAUGUCGUCCAUCACCAUCAACUUGCCCGUUCCAUACUCGAAAGAUUUGCCUUGCUAUUUUGCGUUGGACUUGUCUGGGCAUUUGCUGCUAUCCUUACUGUUGCUGGCGCGUACAACCAUGUUAAGGAGAGAACCGCGCUGACUUGUCGUACAGAUCGUGCCAACCUUAUCUCAUCUGCUCCAUGGAUCAAGAUUCCGUAUCCUUUUCAGUGGGGCACUCCUAUAUUUAGAGCGAGCCAUGUUUUCGGAAUGAUGGGUGCUGCACUCGUUACGUCGGCGGAGUCCAUUACAACGUUUUAUGCUGCGUCGAGGCUUGCAGGUGCCACGGCCCCUCCGGCAUUUGUUAUAAGCCGAAGCAUUGGCCUUCAGGGUAUAGGCCAGCUCAUUGAUGGGUUUUUCGGUGGUGUUGUCGGUACUGCUGCAUCUGUUGAAAAUGUUGGCCUACUCGGACUAACUCGUGUUGGGAGCAGAAGAGUUGUAGAGAUAUCCAGUGCUUUCAUGAUCUUCUUUUCCAUAUUUGGAAAAUUCGGAGCAUUCUUUGCUUCAAUUCCUUUGCCCAUAUUCGCAGCCAUAUAUUGCAUCUUGUAUGGCAUUGUUGCUGCUGUCGGGGUUUCAUACAUUCAAUUCGCAAAUAACAACUCGAUGCGGAACAUUUAUGUGUUGGGCGUCUCUCUGUUCCUUGGAAUAUCCAUACCGCAAUACUUUGUGAUGAACACAGAUAUUUCCGGUCAUGGCCCUGUCAAAACCCAGGCCGGAUGGUUCAAUGGCAUAUUGAAUACGAUUUUCUCGUCGCCCCCCACUGUGGCAAUGAUCGUCGGGACAAUUCUAGACAACACGCUGGAAGCGAGGAAUACAGUGGAAGACCGAGGUCUACCCUGGUUUGUGCCUUUCCAUAGGAGAAAGGGAGAUAGCAGAAAUGAAGAGUUUUAUAGUUAUCCCAUUAGAUUUGGUGAGUAUAUGCCUACAAGAUUCAUGCGAUAACAACCUCGUACCCAUCCUUGUAUAUUGCAAACUUGUCCAAUUUGUCUCGACUUUUGAAUUGUAUAACAUUUUUGCUGAUUGACUUUGUAAAGUUAUGUUGUCUUUCAAAUGAAUUUUUUCGUUAGCCU